AUGUCAGGCGUCACAUGGAAUUUGGAUCCGUUGUCGCGCGUACGUCGACCUCGAAGUCGUCCGCCAUUAAUGCAUAACAUCAUACGCGUGAAGAGCUACGCGGACAUCGAGACCAUCUCCAGAGCCACCGACGCUCAGCCAUCGGUUCCGCACGACUUCCUGUCGACCAUCCGUCGGAUAUCAGACAUUCACCGCAAGAAUGGCAGCCGAAACAGCGCGCCGGCCGUCAACUUUGGCGCCUAUAUGCCAAACCUGAGCAUCAGUUCCGGGGACUCGGAUGAAGACCAGACGUUCUUGAAUUGUCUUAAAGGCAUCCAGACGUCGACCCCGCAGACGGCAAGCAAACGUCUGCCAAUCGCUGGCCCUUCGUGCGCACCAUCGAGUAGUAGCCGACGUGUGGCCAACACUUCCACACCUAAUGUUCCCUUAAGUCUCACCAAAAGGUCGGCCAAUAAAGCGCUGAAACCUCUGCCAAACAUUUUGAUGAACCAAACGCUGACACCAAUCGGCAGAUCAGUUGAGAGUCCGAAGCCCUCGACUGUCAUUAGGAAAUCAGUGAACAGAUCCGUGAAACAGAAGACUCCGAUACACGAGAGGACUAUGCGAUCAGUUGGUCGCAAGAGUUAUAUACCGGAGUACUUGGAGCGCACAGUUCUCGACAGCAGUCCCUACGGCUCGCCAUUCACUCCAAUGACUAUUGUGAAGAAGAAGAAGAAGAAGUCGAGGAAUAAUAAGACAAUUAAUAACACGACUGCUGUCAACAACACAACGCUCUUCAACGACACGACCGCCACUCAAAUGCAUCGCUCCUUCCGGUCGACCACUACUCAAACAAACGAUAGUCUGAGACAAAUGAGUGAUGUCUGCAAUCAGACCUUCGAUGUCCCCAUAAUUGACAAAACCAUUGAUCAGUCGUUGACUCGAAUGAACGACCGCUACAAGAGUAUAGAGAGGGGUCGGGAUAUGACGGCAGGUAUUGACACCGAUGUGAUGCCUGGUCUCAACUUAACAGGUCUUGAGUUAAAUGAAUCAAACGGUAAGCAAAUGGCUGUCGGAGAGGCCGUCAAUGAUGUCGAGACAAUGGAUAAUAAUGUUGAGGACGUAGAAGAAGAUAAUGAAGAGGACAGUGAAGUCGAAGAUGAAUUGAGUAAUGCUAUCGAUGUUGACAAUGAUAUCGAUGAUAAAGACAAUGACGAAGAAGAGAGUGAAGUCGAGGCCGAAGAUAAUGCAGAGGAGAGUGAAGUCGAGGCCGAAGACAAUGCAGAAGAGAGUGAAGUCGAGGCCGAAGACAACGAAGAAGAGAGUGAAGUUGAGGCCGAAGACAAUGCAGAGGAGAGUGAAGUCGAGGUCGAAGACAAUGCAGAGGAGAGUGAAGUAGAAGCCGAAGACAAUGAAGAAGAGAGUGAAGUCGAGGCCGAAAGCAAUGCGGAAGAGAGUGAAGUCGAGGCUGAGGUCAAUGAAGAGGAGAGUGAAGUCGACGUACAAGACAGCGAAGAAGAGAGUGAAGUGGAGGCCGAAGACAAUGCAGAGGAGAGUGAUGUCGAAGAUCUGGAAAAGGAUGUCGAGAAAGAUGUGGUCAUUGAGGAGAACAACAAUAUUGUUGAAGAUUUAAAUACUAAUGUCAACGAAGAGAAUAAAGACAUUGAAGAUGAUAACGAUGUCUUCAUUCCUCUCAAUGAUAUCGAAGACGAGAACAACGAUUGCGGAGAUGUUGACAAUAAUGCCGAAGAAGUUAAUGUCGUGGAAACGGCUCCCAAUGAUAUCGAAGAUCAUAGCAGUGAUGACGAAGGCAUUGAUAAUAAUGACGUGGAAAUGGUAACCAAUGAAAGUGAUGCCGAAGACGUGGCCACAGGCCAUGAGGAGCAACAGAUCCCAGAUGUGGAGUCAAGCAAAGAGACCGUCGAAGAGAAUGAAGGAGAGUUGAGGCGAUCGAAACGCAAUCGAUUACAACCUCUGGAGUUCUGGAGAGGCGAGAGAGCUGUCUAUAAGAGAGACAGCUCUGGAAUCACCGAAAAGAUCGUAACAGUUCUCGAAGGCUCUCAAGAAAUACGAAGAGUUCGCACAAAUAAUACGAAAGGAAUUAAACGAAAGUUGAAUUUCGAUGAGAAGAGAGGCAAAGAGAUAAACAUUUUCGACUUAAGUAUUCACAAGAAAGUGAAGACCAAUAAAGAGAAACCGAACUCGAAUAUCAAGUCAUUCGACGAUAUGGUGUGGAAAGUGUCGGCUCAGAGCGAGGGCGUCGACAUCGCCAUCAUCAACAAGAACAGAGCCAAAGGCGACGCCAUCGGAAUGUUGCGCUUCCAGGGAAUGGCCACUAAAAACAAGUCCCGAACCGGCGAUUAUGAGACACAUCUGUGCGUCACAUACGGCGCGCUUCUACUUAAAGUGGACACCAGUUCCAGUUGUGUCAUCAAAACGGGUGACAAUUUCACCAUCAAAUCCAACACUAAUUACUCGUUGAGUAAUCUAAGGAAAGACAUCGCAUACCUGUCUUUCACUGUAUUAAAAGACUGA
Messenger RNA from Oppiella nova, 2514 nucleotides. Lineage: Eukaryota; Metazoa; Arthropoda; Arachnida; Sarcoptiformes; Oppiidae. The record is from the annotation of a GenBank genome assembly.